UCAAACCGAAAGUAUUACUACGUUAUGAAUACAGGUAUUUCAGAAGCAAAAGGUAUGGACAAGAGAUAACAAUUAUUUGUGUUGAUAACGAAUUUAGAUACGAGGAAAAAUAUUUAUUAUAUUAUCCCUAUUUUCCUGAGUGAAGUUUUUCUUGGAUAGGAAUUGCAUUGUUAUUUAUAAGGAUGUUUUCUUUUAUAUAAAGAAAAGGGAAAAAAAUGAUGACAAUAUUCGUGUAGUGAUUGGACUUUUUGGUUUGUACUUUCGAUUUGAUAAGAUGGCAGCUGGCCAAGGAAAUAUUAAAAUCAUAGAGAGUGAUAGCGACAAUGAGAGCGAGAGUGAGGAAAUCGAAGUCGUACAAAGGACAGAAGACAGGGGUGACGAGAUUAACGACGAGGAACACUUGUACGAGGAAGUCGUCGUCAGCACAACAAGACAACAAGGCAACACCUCAGCAGCACAACAUGACAACACAAUAGAGAAAACCAUUAAAUGCAAAACAAAACAUCACUGUCUUUUAAUGAAAAUGGCAUCCAUUGAAUCAAAUGUUUCUAACUUAUCAGUGAGCUUCCGUGAAGAGACAUGUUCAAUAGUGCUUCGAGGUCCAAAAGAGCUAGUGCUGGAACACAACCUAGAGUAUCUACAACGUCUUAACAAUGUAUGCACUUUGUCUGAGCCAGUGAGUGCGAACAGACUUCAUGUACUUAAGCAGGAGGGUUGUAUGGAGAAACUUAGGCAAAGAGGCCAAACAGCCAGUCAAAUUUUCCGUGUAUUCAUAGAAAACCAAAAUCUCACCGAUCCAGCUGUACACUGUUUAGCCUUUUCGGAGAAAGAUGCAAAAGAAGCUCUGCAAAAUACCCUGGACUGUUUCAGAAAACUGAAUGUACCUUUCGCUCCCCACAAUGUAGAACUAUUCACGUCAGAAACAUGGGAUGUGGAGACACAGGCCCUCCAGAAAUCCCUGAUGGUCGUGAUUGAGAUCGUCCACACUGAGUCAGUCGUGGAGGUAGAGGGACUUACAGAGGAUGUCCAGAAAGCCGCCGACAAACUGAGAGGCGUGCUCAACGCCCACAAACCCAUACGUACCAUAAUACUGAGUGGCGCCAAGGCCAGAUUAAUGUGCAAGACUUCCAGUCUGAAGGAAGAGCUGACACGAUUGAAAGAAGAAGUGAAACAGAACCCGGAAACGGUAGAUAUAACGGAAACCCAUUCUGACUGUGAGGACACAUUGACGAUCAAGUUCACGGAUGACCACACUCUGAGAACCCGGAUACAGACAAUAACAGAGAAAAUCAAGGAUAUCAAAUUGACCUUCGCCGACUUUAACAAGAAUGAUCAAGGCAUAAUCACAAGAUGCUUAAAUUCAAAGAAGGGAAAACGUGAGAUAAGAAACCUGGAGGAGAAAUAUGCUACCUUCAUUGAUAUCGUCGACAGCGAAAAAAAGGUGGAAGUCAGAUACAUCGAAGACAAUUCUACCGGUCCGUCACCUGUUGCCAGAUCGAAGUCGUUAUCUAAUUUGUUGGAGGAGAAGAGUCUGACAGUGGGCGCCACAGAACUCCAGGUCAAGGACGGCAGCGUGGUCAAGGAGAAGGCUUCAGUUCUGGUCAAUGUUCUUCGUAAAUCCUCCAUGUGGAGAUACGGAAUGUUACCACGUUUGUUCUCUUUGGCCUCUCGACAAUUAAAAAAGGAUUUUGAAGAAGAAUAUGAUGAAAUAGAAAACGUUGUUCUGACAAAGAGCUCUGGGCAACUGACACACCUCUGUAAGUUUGUCUGUAACAUAGUACUGGAGGACUGGAAUAGAGAAAACAGCAAAAGCCAUGAACAGAGUUUAAGGGAAGUAAUUAAGAAGUGUCUCUCUCACUGUGAGGAUAAUCAGUUGGAUAGUAUAGCCUUCCCUGCGGUUGGAACCGGAAAACUACUCAAGUUUCCGGAUAAUAUGGUGGCGAAAAUCAUGGUGGAAGAAUGUGUUACUUGGUCUAAAGGCAGAACAAGACUCAAGAAAAUUGUCUUUGUAAUUUAUGACUCAGGCGAAAGACAAGAGUUUGAUGAGGAACUUGAGCGUUUUCAUAGGAUUGUGUCGAAAAAAUCGAAACUUCAGAGGCUAGGCACGCUUCUUCCUCAUAUGUUCCGCAGGAGAGGAUCACCGACCUCACUGCAGGAAGGAAAAGAAGAUGAAAGUGUGAAACAUGUUAGUCUAUUCUUGCCAGACCUUCUCCUUUCUGGGGAAAACUCACAGGGAUUGAAAGACUUGCGAAAGAAAAUCAAUGAAGAAGUGGAACGUCUAUUUCUCUCUAAAGAAAUUAUACAAAAUAAAGGCUUAAUAGAUAAAAUAACUCGGGAGGACAAACAAGAUAUUUUUGAGGCAGUGAGAACAAUGGAUGUCAUACUGAAAAUAGAUUCGGAUAAAUACGUUAUCAUGGGACACCGAGAUGAUGUCCAGGCCUUAGCCAAUAAAACCAGGGCUUUGUUAUUGGACAGCUUCUCAGCAGAGCCAGUAGAGACAACCAGCCAAUCGAGACCAAAGCGGUGGAUGGGGCCGCGGUCCAAGAAGGGCACUGAAGGCUACUGGAGAGAGGUGCUGGAACAUCAGAAGACGCCCCUGUACUGGAAAGAGUUCAGAGGGGGCUAUGAUAUCAAAUAUUAUUUGAAACAGAAGAAGGACUUUUGCCGGGUUAAUAUGGUCGACAGCGAUACCUUUAAAGCUAUAAGUGAAAUGGUAGAACAGACGUGGGAUCAGGCACACGUCGGACACGGUGCUGACGCUAAGGGUUUGGGUCAUCAAGGCAUCAAAGUGACCAAAAUCGAAAGGGUUGAAAGCAUAGAACUGUUUUCACAUUACUCACAACAAAGAGAACGGAUCAUUCGGCAAAUGUUAAGAAGUGGUUUAAACAGUUAUCCCAGAAUUGAAACAGUAACUCAAAAAGGUGGCAUUUUAACAACAUUAAAAAUGCCAAAACUUCUAAACACUAGUUUAUAUUUAGAUAUAAAUGAACAUUAUGUAUUUCAUGGUACCAAGUCGUCUUUCAUUGAGAAUAUUACCAAAAAGGGCAUAGACCCGAGAAAAUCUUCCGAUAGGUUGUUAUUUGGUCAGGGCAUUUACUGUGGUGAAAGUUCUACAAAAGCUGACCAGUACACAGAUGACAAAUCCCAUCGUCAACAGAAGGGUCUACAGAUGCUGCUGGUCCGUCUGUUGAUCGGUAAUCCGUUUGUAUCCGGACAGGAACAGUCCUAUAAACACCCUCCCUGCAGUACCUGUAAGACCACCACCUGCGUGAUUGGGGAACACUGUAAUUACGACUCGAUCAUUGUAGAGGGGAGGUGGCUCUUCCGAGAAUUCGUUGUUUAUGAACCAAAUCAGUGCUACCCGGAGUAUAUCAUCACAUAUGACAGAGUUUAACAGAUACAAAUGAUCAAAUUAGUGUUACUGUAUCUAGAAAACACAGAGUUUAACUCUCGAUAGCUCGGAGUCAACAGAAAUAUUUAAAGUUUGAUAUGAUAAUCAAAUUUGUCUUGGAAACCUUGAAAUUGGGAACUACUUAGUAGUAUGUUCUUAAUUGAUGUUUUUCAGGCUUCAUUUUUUUUGUAUAAGUCCAAAAACAUUUUGUCAUGUAGAAUUAAAGAUGCUUAAAAUAUUUUUACACAUCCCAAAUUGACGUUUAAAAUGUAUACAAAAGAUAUCAGAUCGAUGAAAACAUUUUUAAGUAGUCUAACUUUUUUGAAUAUGUUAUUUAUAGAAUUUUUAUGCACCCAGGUUGAAAGAUCGGGAUGCUUACUGUUUUUGUACUGUCUGUCUGUUGUCAAUUUUAACCUUCGCAGUAACUUUUGAACAAUGAAAGAUAGAGACUUCAUAUUUGAUACACAUUUGAUACAUGUAUACUUACUCCACUAAUAAACUUCUUUCAAAUGACACCAAGGUAAAUGACCUUGUGACCUUGACUGUGACCUAUAUGAUGAAAGUAGCUUUUUCGAACUUUUGCAAUAACUUUUGAAUUAUAAAAGAGAGAGGCUUCAUAAUUGAAUAUCAUCCAUAGUACUUUUAUAAUAAUAUGCACAUUUAAAAGAAUAAAGGAAAAUCAGAUAUUUUUAAAGAUUUUUUUUAAGGAAAUUUAUUAACGAAGGCUAAAAAGUAAAUUAUUGUCCGUGUACAGGUAUAAGUACUUUGUUGUGAAAAAAAGUUCGGGUUUGUUCUUCACAUAAUGAGAUAUAUGCGAUAAAUUUAAUUUUCACGUCAUUGCAAAUAGCGAUAUCGUCGUAGGAUUAUUUUUGUGUGACCUAACAAUUAGCGAUUAGAAUCGGACUUAACGGCUUUAAAAUAUUUUUGUACACAUCCCAAAUUGACGUUUAAACUGUAUACAAAAGAUAACAGAUGAAAAUAUUUUUAAGUAUCAUAACUUUUUUGAAUAUGUUAUUUAUGGAAUUUUUAUGCACCCAAGUCGAAAGAUCGGGAUGCUUAUUGUUUUUGUCCUGUCUGUCUGUUUAUCUGUCUGUUGUCAGUUUUAACCUUCGCAGUAACUUUUCAACAAUGAAAAAUGGAGGCUUCAUAUUUGUUAUGCAUACUCCACAAAUUUAAAAGUUCUUUCAGAUGACAUCAAGGCCAAUUACCUUGUGACCUUGACUGUGAACUUUAUGCUGAAUAGCUUUUUCGAAUUUUGUUGCUGCCGGGUGCAUAUUAUUUCACAAACAUCCUGUUAUAUUUAUCUUUAUCAAUGCACAUGUAAGGGGUGUGUAAGGAGAUCUGUUUGUGAGAACUUUCAUUCAGUUCAUUGUAGAUCUUGUACGAAGAAUGUAUUCAUACUACAUGUAUAUGCAUUGCAAGUCUGUACGAAAUCUUUUCAAUUUUACUGAUAGUCAUAGUUUACAGCAAAUAUUUUCCAUUAAAGGUUGAAAACUUUUCAAUUAAAAAUUAUGCUAUGAUAUCACUAAUAACAUUUUCCUUCUUCCUGACGUAUCAUUUCUGUGGCCGAUUUCAUAUAAACAUGUACUUUCAUUCAGUUUGAGUUAACCCUCUUAUAAUGCUGUGUACUGUGAGGAUUAUUUUAUCUUACGAUGAACUGUAUGUAUUACUUAUAAUAAACUACAUGUAUCAUUAAAUCAUUGCAUCUCAUCCAAGGUAUGCAUGUUAUAUAAAGUAUGUAUGUUAUAUUUCGAUGAUACGAGUCUUCUAAACAAUCAA
Molecule: messenger RNA, 5170 nt
Organism: Saccostrea cuccullata (small rock oyster)
Lineage: Eukaryota; Metazoa; Mollusca; Bivalvia; Ostreida; Ostreidae
Exons: 11
Coding region: 275-3394 (1039 amino acids)
Biological process (GO): negative regulation of gene expression
Cellular component (GO): nucleus; cytoplasm
Molecular function (GO): transcription corepressor activity; NAD+ poly-ADP-ribosyltransferase activity
Source: RefSeq, a predicted model, not a curated record